This is a messenger RNA of Radiomyces spectabilis, 1029 nucleotides long. RefSeq lists its product as uncharacterized. Gene Ontology annotation, molecular function: protein binding; sequence-specific DNA binding; zinc ion binding. The transcript has 3 exons. The record is from RefSeq and is a predicted model, not a curated record. Bases 1 to 1029 code for a protein of 342 amino acids. Gene Ontology annotation, biological process: regulation of DNA-templated transcription. Lineage: Eukaryota; Fungi; Mucoromycota; Mucoromycetes; Mucorales; Radiomycetaceae.
AUGGUCAUCGACGAUCGUUCGCCGCCAUCGAAUCCUCAUUCCCACCAUUCCCAUUCCAAUGACCCUCAUGCGCCAUUAACGACCAGUCGCGUUUCGCCGGAAAUGUCGACCCGACGCACCGGUAUGGAUUUUACUCGACGACGAAAUUGGUCGGAAAGAGUGACGGGCGAUGUCACGGGUCUUUUGCAUGUGCUAUCACCAACAGCCAAGGUUUUGUACUGCUCAGACUCGGUUUACCAUCUGACGGGAUAUCGGCCGGACGAAGUUACUGGUCGAAUUUUCACGGAUUUCUUACACGUAGAUGACAUUGAUGUAUUUAUUCGAAGUUUCAAUAUGGCAUUACAACAAUGCAGACAAAUGAAAACAUAUUUCCGAUUUCGAAAAAAAGAUAAUACCUUUGUUAUAUUUGAAUCUAUCGGACACUCGGAAGCGUAUACGGAACAAGACGCCUCGCCUUGCUUUUUCGCUAUUGCCCAGCCAUAUUCUACCAAAGCUAGUACGCUGUUGGAUUCAUUUAUAGAGUUGAAAAUGGAAAAUGAAUGGCUCCGAAAACGUUUGCACGACCUCUCUUCUGCGUAUCUCGAAUCCGAUCAAUUACCUAGUCAACAAUCCAUGUCGCUCUCCUUGGAUACCUCAAUGUUUGCUGAUUAUUCCAAAACGCCGGACGAAUCCCGACGAUCCUCCGGAAGUAUGAUUUUUAUGGAAGACGAUCGCAUCAACCCUCCUUCUUCAGCUGCCACGUUAUCGUCGGCCGACUUGGACCAUUUAGCCAUCCAUUCAUCCGACUCUAUCAAUCCUCAUCCUUCACUCCUUUCAUCGUCCUUUACUUUACAAACAAGUCCUGACGCUUUACGAAAAGAGAAAUGGAAACGAAAGAAAGUCCGACAAGAACAUGAUCAUGUAUGCACCGAUUGCGGUACUACGUCUUCACCCGAAUGGCGCAAAGGUCCUCACGGUCCCAAAACUUUAUGUAAUGCAUGCGGUCUUCGCUGGGCAAAACGAAAUAAGAGAACCUCAACUGGACUAUAG